This is a messenger RNA of Salvelinus namaycush (lake trout), 7238 nucleotides long. Its product is annotated as AP2-associated protein kinase 1-like. Bases 658 to 3738 code for a protein of 1026 amino acids. NCBI's taxonomy places the organism in Eukaryota, Metazoa, Chordata, Actinopteri, Salmoniformes, Salmonidae. The record is from RefSeq and is a predicted model, not a curated record. Gene Ontology annotation, molecular function: protein kinase activity; ATP binding. The transcript has 17 exons. Gene Ontology annotation, biological process: protein phosphorylation.
AUAGCUAGCUAGCGGUCCGUGUGCAGCCUACUAGCCGUUAGCUAAUUGUAGCUAGCUAGCUAGAUGAUGUGUUGUAGUAGGCUUGGAAAUAAUCAUAUUUGCCGAAAGACAUUGAAAAUGGAAGGAUCGUGUAACAUUUGCACGUUGCACCGGGGAUAUAUUGCAACGGACGUAAUUUUUAGAGGAUAACCUGGAUAACCUUAGCUACAUGAAAUGUCAUAAACUAGCCGCGGAGUUGGAGGGACCCACAACCCCCUGAACAGCUAUAUUGAUGGAGAAAUGUCCUCCAAGACGAUAGCAAAUAUAAUACUGCACAAGAUUUAGCGGAAUUAUUUUAGUCUGCUAUCUUGUCUCUAUAUCUAGUCUGUCAAGCAAAUAGUAGAGGGGUCAUUCCGAGAUUGCUAGCUACUUAGUCAAUGAUGAGAUAGCUAACUGCUGCCAGUGCUGGUGAAGAAAUCACAGCUGUUUUGGCAUCUGCAAACAACAAGACUGGCUGUGUCAGACAAACCUUCGGCCUUGUCCAGAAAUACAAGAUUUGUGAAACUGGCACAAUACAUACAUUUGUGAAACUGGCACAACUGUAAACAAGGACAUUUGAGCAGUCUGUAUCGAAGUGAGGAUAAUUUUUCCUGAUCAUCGAGAUCUGACAUAACUAUAAUGAGGAAGUUUUUUGAUUCAUCUCGUCGGGAGUUGGUCAGUUCUGGACCUGGUUCUGGAGGGGGUAGCAGUGGAUCCAGCCAUGCAGGUGGCAAUUUAAUUGGUCGUUCAUGUACUAUUGGGCGGCACCAAGUCACUAUUGAAGAAACAGUGGCCGAAGGGGGGUUUGCCAUUGUGUUCCUGGUACGAACCAGCCAGGGGCUCCGCUGUGCUCUCAAGAGGAUGUAUGUCAACAAUGAGCACGACCUACAGGUGUGCAAGCGAGAGAUCCAGAUUAUGAAGGACCUGGUCGGCCAUAAGAACAUCGUUGGCUAUCUGGACUCUAGUAUCACCACUUGUGGAGGAGGAGAUGUGUGGGAAGUGCUCAUCCUCAUGGACUACUGUAAAGGAGGCCAGGUGGUGAACCUGAUGAACCAGCGUCUGCAGACAGGCUUCACCGAGGCAGAGGUACUGCAGAUCUUCUGUGAUACGUGUGACGCUGUGUCUCGACUGCACCAGGGCAAGACACCCAUCAUCCACAGGGACCUUAAGGUGGAAAACAUCCUGUUACAUGAUAAGGGUCACUACGUGCUGUGUGACUUCGGAAGCGCCACCAAUAAGUUCCAGAACCCACAGACCGAAGGAGUGCCAGUAGUCGAUGAGGAAAUAAAAAAGUACACCACUCUGUCAUAUCGUGCUCCUGAGAUGGUAAACCUCUACAACAGCAAGAUUAUCACUACUAAAGCUGACAUAUGGGCGAUGGGCUGUUUGCUGUAUAAGCUGUGCUACUUCACUCUACCCUUCGGGGAGAGCCAGGUGGCCAUCUGUGAUGGCAGUUUCACCAUUCCGGACAAUUCCCGCUACUCCUACGACCUGCACUGCCUCAUCCGGUACAUGCUGGAGCCCGACCCUGACAAAAGACCUGACAUCUACCAGGUGUCCUACUUUGCUUUUAAACACGCUCGUCGGGACUGCCCUGUUCAGAAUGUUAAGAACUCUCCAAUUCCUGCUCAACUCCCUGAGCCGAUCAAAGCCAGCGAGGCUGCUGCAGCGAAGAAGAGCCUGAGCCAGACACAGAGUAAGGCCAGACUGACAGACCCCAUCCCCACCACUGAGACCUCCAUCACGCCCCGGCAGAGGCCCAAAGCGGGCCAUGCCCAGCCCAGCGCUGGGAUCCUACCCAUCCAGCCGGCUGCCCUCACCCCUCGCAAACGGGCCAACCUACCUGCCGGGGGGGCCCUUCCUCUUGGAGUGAACUUAAACCUUGCCCAGCAAGCGGCAGCCCUCCAAUCACAGAAGGCACAGAACACAGCUCCACUUCAGCCAGCGACUGGCCAAUCACAUAGCCCUCCCAGUGAGGCCAUACCCCAGCUGGGUGGAAAGCCCCAGGCUGGUGCUCAGCAGAAGCAGCCAGGACAGUUGCAGCAGCAGCCUAUCGCAGCAGUGGGAGGAGUCCCACCUGUGCAGACCAAGGCGGAGGCCCCGAGCACCCCUCAACAGGCCUUGCCUCUCCCGGUGGCCAGUCCUUCCCCUCAGAAGGCCCAGGCUCCGUCCAGCCCAGCCCCACCCAAAGCCCCAGCACGUCGUAAGCAGGCCAGCCAGAGCCAGGCCCAGCAGCAACCAUCCGCUCAGCCUACUCCAGCCCAUCCUCCAGCUGCACAGCAGCCUAUAGCUCGGCAGCAACCAGUUCCUCAACAACCAGUUGCCCAGCAACCAGUAGCUCAGACAGAAGCGGCCCAGCAUCCACCUGUCAAGACCCAGUCCACCCCUGCCAAGACCAGUCACAACACAGCUGAGACUGAGACGGCAGCAGAGCGCACCCCGAGUAACGUUACCCAGCAUGCAGUCGGUGGGCUACCUGGAAGUAACUCCGGCCUACUACUGCAAGAGGCCACAGCAGAGGAUGACCUCAACCAGUUAAUAUCUGUCGGUAAAACUCCACCCAAUUCCACCCGGUCCCUUCAGCAGAGUGUGUGUGAACCAGCACAAGAUGGCAACUUCGCUGCCUUUGCCCAUUCCCCUACCCUUGGCCCUGCCACCGGUUCCCCCACGCAGCCCGCCUGGAACCCUUUUGGUGAUGAUGACUUCUCCAAUCUCGGUGCAGAGCAACUGAUUAACAAAGACCUGGUUGAUGAACAGGCUGAUGACGUGGCUGCAGAAGAAGAGGUGGAGACGGCCCCCACAGAGGAACUGAUACCUGGCCUGCUGGAGGUCUCCUCCCCUGGGGAAACAACCCCCCAACCUGCUGUAGAGCAAUCUGAAGACAUCCUUGGACUGGAUACAGGAGAGUCUUUGUUGACUGUUCCGGUCCCUUUCAGCACCCUAGCACUCUCAGACACUCCAGAUCACUUGCUUGGGGAGGACUCUCUGAUGGGUUGUUCUCUCAUCUCUCCCCCUUCUGGAGCCUCCUCUCUCUCCUCUGCUCCCGCUUCUGCUGCCUUUAGGUCUGUUCUGGAAGAGUUUGACCUGGCAUCUGGGGGUUCCACCCAGUUUCUGUCAGGUAAGGCUCUGUUUCCAAAAUCACACGCCCACAACAAGCCCAAACUGAACCACUUAGUCCUACAAUUGGAGAGGCAGGAGUGCUGCCACUUAUACUUGAUGUGUACCGUAGGAACAAAUGGUUUGGUUCUCCCUGUUAGGAAGCUAGCUGUUCUCCCUGUUAGGAAGCUAGCUGUUCUCCCUGUUAGGAAGCUAGCUGUUCUCCCUGUUAGGAAGCUAGCUGUUCUCCCUGUUAGGAAGCUAGAUGUUCUCUCUGUUAGGAAGCUAGCUGUUCUCCCUGUUAGGAAGCUAGCUGUUCUCUCUGUUAGGAAGCUAGCUGUUCUCCCUGUUAGGAAGCUAGCUGUUCUCCCUGUUAAGACAGACAACUACACUAGCAGGCUACUGACUUGCAGUCUAACUCUAACCCUCUGCAGUUGUGUGGCACACUGCUCUCUAACUCGCCUUAUCUGCUUCCUCCUUUAUCUCUCUACCUUUCUGACAUUUCUAAUUCUUCCUUUAUACUCUUGGUUGUGCUGCUUGCUUUACUCAAUGCUUGUCCCAAACACCUUAACCUCCCCUUCCCCUUCCUCCUUUCUCGGCUCCAUCUUCUGCAGACUCCUCUGAUCUCCUGAUUCCAGGCUUUGAGCCUCCGCCCAGUGCAGAGAAAGGCAACAAGGAUGAGUUUGACCCCAUCCCUGUCAUGGUCUCCUCCCAAGGUAAGCCCAGUGGGCUUCCAGCCUUCACACUGAGGCAGGGACAGGCAGGGAGUCUCUGUCCUGUCCCACUGAGAUUGCCAUUCAUACCUAAACCAGGGUCAGAGGAACUCUGGGAUUUGAUUCCGGUCAAUGUCCUCAGUAGUGUAUUAAACCCUGCUCCCCCUUCCCCUUGUAGAUUCAUCUGAGUAGCCAUCCUCGCUCUGUGUAGUUAUUCCUUAACACUCUUAGAUUGUAUCUGGAGAGAAAUUCCUCUUCCUGUCUUUCUCUGUCUUCUGUAACCUUAUCUUCUCUCCCUCUUUUCCCUGGCAUCUGUUCUUUCUUACUUACCUCCCUUGCUUUUCCCCCCUGUCCCCCCUGCUUCGCCUUGGCCCACCUCCCUACCGCCCUCCUCUCUGUCCGGACAGUUUCAGGAGGCCACUCUCGAAGUAACAGUGGCAGCUCUGAGUCCAGCCUUCCCAGCUUGACCCGCUCCCUGCUCAUGGUGGACCAGCUCAUCGACCUGUAGAGGGUGGUGGGGAGCCGGGACACUAAAUCGAGGGGGAGUGGGGGGAUGGAGAGACGAGGUAGAAGUAUUGAUGCUGGAGAGGAAAAUAGACCCCACCAUUAGUCGUUAUACCCCUACACCAUUCAUCACCAACGCUUGUUCCAUGGGAACUCCUGCUGUCAUUCCGAACGCACUGGGCCAUAGAGUUCUAGAACCAUAAUCAUUGUCCUGUCUGUGUUUGUCCCAUCAUGCCUCUGACAUUGAUUCCCGUCAUGUCCACCACUUUUCUUCUACCCCCCUCUGCCCUCUCAUAUCAUGCUCUCACAGCAUUUAGGCCUAUGUUCUGUUGCCUUCUGCGGUCAUCAUGGCAAACAAGUUCAUGGCACACUGCUUCUAACUUUUGCAUUCAUGGCACCCUAACAAUAUAACUUUUGCUUUCACGACACACUAACUUUUUCUAGCUUUUGUAUUUGUCACUCUAACUUGAUCCAAGAGUUCUUCUUUCUGUAGACCAGGGUCAAAUGUUUCACCAUGUUUUACUCCUAUCUCUCUGGUCAGUCUUGUCCUGUAAGCAACCAGAUAAUUCCACUCUUGUUGUUAGUAGAUGUUGUUAUGGUGGACAAGUAGAUGUUUUGUCUCCUGCCUUUCUCCAGGGUUAUAUUUCACUUGGAUUAUUAUUUGCGCACAUUUGGUAACAAUAUCAAAACAUUGAUUUCUUCUAAACAUUUUGAGUUGUACUGUAGAACGUUGCAAAAUUGGUUGUCUGUCUGCCAAUUUAGUUUUCCACAUUCCAGUGGCUGAGUUGUCAGGGAUUGUGUUUUAACCCUUAGCGUGAGGUAUCAUAGCCGGCGUGAUGGGAUAGAUGUCAUAUCUAAAAUGACAGAUUUUGAUAAAAAAUGACUGAUUACUCCACCAGCUGGUCCAGAGGUUGAGCCUCCCUGUGGACGCAUCCUCCCAGCUGCCAUUAGCAGAGCACUGUAAGAGCCACCAGGCAGGUUACCUGUCUAUGGUCAAAAUGAGGUAGGAAGUUAUUCAAAAAAGUUACAAGUUAGCACCAACAUACUUUUUAAAGCCUACAUUAACAUAAAUAUGGAGCUAACAUUCCCAAAGGAAGAAGCUAAGAUUUAAAAACACCAGCUUGGCUAGGGACUCAGCUGCACAUUGACAACAUUGAUGCUUUUCUAAAGAAUUUGCUUGUUUUCCUCUCGUUGACCUCUCUUUAGCCUGACUAUACAGACAGUCGGUCAAUAUCAUCCCUUUCAUUUCAGCCUGUUUGUGCCCACGCAAUCCUUUCAUUCUAUUCAAACAUGCAUUCCCACAGAAAGUCCAUUCCUACUUGUACAUAGAUCCUAUAUUCCAGUCAUUUAUCGGCCCUACAUAAUGUAUGUAUAUCUGCAAUACCCACAGACUCUGAUCCAGUGAUCAUACGUGUGGUUCCUCUCGUGUAAAAAGUUAACGUUACAAAACAUGUAUGUCCUCUGUUACUCAUCGGUCAUCAUAGCUUACAUUGUGAAAAAAAUAUAUAGAAAAGUUUAUUUCAUAUACAGCUAAUAAUAAAUGUGAAUAUGAAUAGAGUGUUAGAGAAUGAAUGUAUGAAAUUAAUAUCAUUAUAAAUAAAGAUUCAUAUAUUUAAAUAUAAUUCUUAAGAUGACUAUUAUAGACGAAUACUUUGUUUUUCCUGUGCAGCUGUGUUUUUUCCGCCAUAUUUCUCCCCAGAUUCCUAUUGUGACAUUAUCAAAACAUACAGUUAUGACAGUCUUAGCUUUGAUCUGUUGUUGAGGGUUGGGUAGGAUUUCUCCUUCAAGUAGUGUCUAUUAACUUGCCUUGACCUAAGGAGGGUUUUAUUGCAAACAAACUAGUUUGUUGUACAUUGGGACCACAACCCAGGGAGCUUUACCAUGUCUUAUACUGUACCAUACUUAAUCACGCUGUACAAAGGCAGAGAACUACAGUCUUUGCUGAAAUAGUGCUCUACAAAGCCAUGCUUUCUCCACGCAGAUUUUACAUGAUCAAAAAGAUGCAUAUCGAAGCCUGGCCGUGUUGUUGAAUGUUCUGUUCUGGUGUGUUGGUAGACAGUGUUAUCAUCGGUGUGUGAAUGUGUGAACAUACAGUAAUGGAACUCCUAGCCAGUCUGACUCGUUGGAUGUGAUGCGGUUGUGUUGUUGUCUAUCCUCGCUGCAAUAAGUGACAUCAACAGUGUUGUUUGUGUUGACUUCGUCACAUUUGAAAAGCACAGGCCCUCUUAAAUAGCGCUGAGUCACUCUGUUGCCCAUAGAGGAAGCCACUGUUUUUGAGAGUAGAGCACAUCAGUGUCUCUCUGAGUGGACCACUAGACUCAGUGAUCUGACUGAGGAAAGGAAUAUAUUGGUUAUUAGACAGAGAGGGGCAAGCCCUACACAGGACUCAACACUAUGACCACAUACACGUCAGAUCCUAUGAAGACAGGAAUGCUCACUAUACAUUUCAAGGAAUUACAGAUAAUUGCUCUACUACAGUUUUCCAAACAAUGCAUGCCAAGCAACAACACUUAUUGGCAGUAUUCUGAAAUUCAAUGUUGUGUCACAUCUAUCUCAGGCUGAAGUUCACAUCUUAUCCCCUCCAUUACUGUACAGUCUAGUCAUCUGCAGAUACUCAUGAGGCUUUUGACCUAUGCAAUCUUUGCUUCUUCCUGUAGACACCACUGUGCUGUUGUUCUUGGUAAAGGUAUUGCCCUACAGGUAGUUCAACUUGUGUUGUUGUGAAAAAGAGAACCUUCAUGUUGCCCAGUUGUUUUUGCUAAAAGUGGAAAAAGCUGUUUCUGAUGACCAUUGUUCUCUUGAAUGUUCUGGAUCUCUGUCCGUCUAUAUGACACCUAAUCCUGCGUCAGCGCUGUCAUUUCUGUGUGCACCUUCUAUUUUUGUGAGAUAACUAAAGAAUUACAAAGA